AUGGAUCUCGAAAGGACAUACAUCUGUGGUUGUACUGAGGACCAGAAGGUUCUAUAUGCUGGAUACCUAUUCCAAGGAGAAGCUGGAAUAUGGUGGGAUAUGCGAAGGCAGCUUCUAGUCAGGGAACUAGGAAGUUUGGCUGCAUUGUCAUGGGAGAGAUUUAAGGAAGAGUUCGACAACAGAUUCUUCCCAUAUUCUAUCAAACAGCUGAAGGCGCAAGAGUUCGCAACUUUAACUCAAGGUAGUUUGAUCGUAGAGCAAUACGCCGCUAAGUUUAUGGCAUUAGGAAGGUUUGCACUACACUUGAUUUCUACUCAAAGGAUGCAGGCACAAAAGUUUCAAGCAGGACUUCAGCCAAGGAUCCGUAGCCAAGUAGCUUGCCUAAUAAUAGAGAAUUACCAAGAGUUGGUAAACGUGGCUGCGAUAAUAGAGACAGAGCAUAAGGAUUUGAUUGCCCUGAUCAUUUCGGAAAGAAAGAGGACUUCAUCAUACGCUGCUAAAGAAAGUUCAGAAAGGAAUAAGAUGUUUACUGGAUCAGAUAAAGGAAAAUGCAUUGAAACUAAGAGCUCAAUGCUGAUCACAUUUCCACCUUGUGGAGAGUGCAGUAAACACCAUGGAGGCAGGUGUGGCCAAUGGGAUCAUAUGAUCAAAGAUUGCCCUAGUGUUGCUUUGAGGAAUAAAAGAAAAGGGGUUUCUCUCAACAAAGGCUACAAACCAAAGCCGAGGCAGCACGUGCCGUUGAGAGUGUAUGCUGUCACUCAGGGAGACGCAAAUGCUAACGCCGAAGGAACUGAAGAAGCUGGCACCAUCAUCGGGAUUUUUUUCUAA
Messenger RNA from Juglans microcarpa x Juglans regia, 828 nucleotides. RefSeq lists its product as uncharacterized. The transcript has 2 exons. The record is from RefSeq and is a predicted model, not a curated record. NCBI's taxonomy places the organism in Eukaryota, Viridiplantae, Streptophyta, Magnoliopsida, Fagales, Juglandaceae. The coding region runs from base 1 to 828 and encodes 275 amino acids.